Entelurus aequoreus (snake pipefish) is the source of this 1821-nucleotide messenger RNA. It is a transcript of the gene cyp4f3, whose product is annotated as cytochrome P450 4F3. Bases 1 to 1545 code for a protein of 514 amino acids. Gene Ontology annotation, molecular function: oxidoreductase activity, acting on paired donors, with incorporation or reduction of molecular oxygen; heme binding; monooxygenase activity. NCBI's taxonomy places the organism in Eukaryota, Metazoa, Chordata, Actinopteri, Syngnathiformes, Syngnathidae. The transcript is spliced from 13 exons. The record is from RefSeq and is a predicted model, not a curated record.
AUGUCACUCCUCUUGUCCGCCCUCCGCCAGGCCCUGCUGUUGGCCAGCGCAGGGCUGGUUGCCGUGGUUACGGUCUGGACGGCCAGGCUGUUGCUUCGACACGUUUGGUUCACCCGCCGGCUGUCCUGCUUCAGCAGGCCUCGUGCGGACUCUUGGCUGAUAGGCCACCUGGGCCAGAUGCAGAGCACAGAGGAAGGUCUCCUCCAGGUGGAUGACUUAGUGCAUGCAUACAAACACUCCUGCAGCUGGUUCCUGGGACCCUUCUAUCACCUGGUCCGACUUUUCCGCCCGGACUUUGUCAAACCCCUGCUAAUGGCACCUGCCAGUAUCACGGUGAAAGAUGAGCUCAUCUACGGUCAUCUGCGGCCAUGGCUCGGCCAGAGUCUGUUACUGAGCAACGGGGAGGCGUGGGCCCGCCGGAGACGUCUUCUUACCCCUGCUUUUCAUUUUGACAUACUGAGGAACUACACUGCCACAUUUAACACCUCAGCAGACACCAUGCAUGAGAAGUGGCGCCGUCUGGUGGCGGAUGGCCGCGCCACCAUCGAGAUGUUUGACCAUGUCACUCUCAUGACUUUGGACAGUUUGCUGAAAUGCGCCUUCAGCUACAGCAGCAACUGUCAGGAGUCACGCAGCGAGUACGUGUGCGCUAUCGAGGAGCUGAGUGAUCUUCUGAUAGAGCGGCGCCAAAACAUCCUGCAUCACUGGGACUGGGUUUACUGGAAGACCCGGCAGGGGAAACGCUUUAAGGAGGCUUUAAAGAUUGUGCACAGCUUCACAAGGGAAGUGGUUCAGAGGCGCCGUGCGCUCAUCAAGACGUCUGAAUCCACCGCCACGCCUCGCAGGAAAAGAGAUUUCGUGGACAUCAUACUGCUCUCCAAGGACGGAGACGGACGAGGGCUAACAGACACAGAGAUGGAAGCUGAGGCCAACACCUUCAUGUUUGCGGGUCAUGACACCACGGCCAGCGCCAUCUGCUGGACGCUGUAUAACCUAGCACGCCACGCGCACUUCCAAGACCAGUGUCGGAGUGAGGUGCUGGAGCUGAUGCGUGGGCGUGAGGGUCGGGGAAUAGAGUGGGAAGAUCUGUCCAACCUUCCUUUCACCACCAUGUGCAUCAGGGAGGCACUGAGGCUGCACUCGCCGGUCCAGGCCGUGACCAGGACGUACACUCAGGACAUGUCCCUACCAGGGAACAGGACCGUUCCAAAGGGUGCCAUCUGUUUAGUCAGUAUUUACGGGACACACCACAACCCUGAAGUUUGGACAAAUCCACAUGAGUUUGAUCCACAUCGAUUUGAAGCCAUCAACCAAGAGGGACGCUCAUCCCAUGCCUAUAUUCCCUUCUCCUCAGGCCCCAGGAACUGCAUUGGUCAGAAGUUUGCACUUGCAGAGCUCCGUGUUGUGGUGGCAUUGACCCUGUAUCGGUUCCGCCUGACCCCAGGGGUGAACCCCAAAUCCGGCUCGGAGGAGGUUCGCCGUCUUCCCCAGCUUGUGCUGCGUGCGGAGGGCGGCCUCUGGCUGCAGCUGGAGCCUCUGACCUGACUGGCCUUAUCACAGUACCAGAAUUGUAGUAGUCGAUAGUAUAUACAUUUUUAUGAUACUCUCUUAACCAAUACCACCAUAAAAACAACAAACUGAUCCAAUGUACUUUUAAAUUCACUACUUUACUGAAAAGUAUUUUAAACUGUCAAGUAUUGUAAUUUAACUUCUUUUUGCACAUAAUUCAAAUUGCAGUAGAAGCUCCCAAGAGGCAACUUAACAUUUAAAGAACAGCAGUUCUCCCAUUAUAUCAAAACAAACAAUACUGUGCUUAUAUAU